CUUAUCAGAUUUAUUUUCAGAACACUCCAUUUCCAUUCCUGAUUCACAAAGCCUUGCGCCAGUGUCCGAUGUGGAAGCAGCAAAUAUUGAAGAGAAGUUACAGAGUUUGAAUACUCCAACUUCCAAUACCAUCAUGCCCAACUUGGUCAGCGUAUCCUCUUUCACUACAACAGAAGAUGAUCCAUUCCUAUCAUUUAUGCAGAGAAAACAUAGCAAGAAAGGCAGGAAGAAGUCUGGAGUAAUGAUUGAAGUUUAUCGUAUGGAAAAUGGACAAGACUUUGAGGACAUCAUAUUCAACCAGCUUCAAUUGUUAGACGUCAGGGGAUCUGGAAAUUUUUGCCAAAGGAAGACGAAGUCAAACACAGAACAUGUACAGUACAAGUGUGAAAGAGGCAGGAAAACAAGGAGUAUCUCCAAGAAUGCAGACCCGAACAGAACACGAGCAAAUGACUGCGGGGCUUAUAUUUCUUUCACCACUGACGAACAAGCUGGACAGAAAGCAUGUGUUGUCAGAUAUAGCUUGACUCACUGCGGACAUGAUCCAUUGAAUUUAGAUGAAAGACGCGUUUCCAAACUUGAUGCAGACCUUCUAUGUUACAUCAACGAACUCAUUGAUCAGGGUAAGAGAGGAAUGGCAAUAUUGAAUUGUGUACACAAGUGGUCGAAAACCAACGGUCACCAGGACUUCGGAGAUAGAAGGUUUUAUCCCACACCAGCAGACGUGAAAUACUGUAUUGAAGCCAGAAGGGCACGUACAAGGUACGAUUGUAAUGAUGCACAGUCAGUUGAGCAUCUCUGCAGAACAGAUCUCCAAGACAAAAUUCUCAUUGAUCAACCAUUGAACAGCUACUUGGAGGGCUUAAAGAAAGCUGGGAGGAUUAAGAACAAAUCGGCCAGUAGAGAAAGCCAGGGAAGAAGAAAAGCAGAACAGAUGAUUUCUCAAGGAUGGGCAAACAUCGUGCUGUGGCAGACAAAUCAUGUCUGCUAUGUGCCAUCAGAGACGCUCCCUGCCACAGCGGGAUACCUUGUUGACAUCAUGCAUGCCACCUGUGAAUGCCAGGCUGCUUCUCAAGGAG
Priapulus caudatus is the source of this 1076-nucleotide messenger RNA. RefSeq lists its product as uncharacterized. The record is from RefSeq and is a predicted model, not a curated record. NCBI's taxonomy places the organism in Eukaryota, Metazoa, Priapulida, Priapulimorpha, Priapulimorphida, Priapulidae. Gene Ontology annotation, molecular function: zinc ion binding.